AUGUCUGACAAGACACAAGGCGAGUUUGAUGGUGAGAAUACCAUUUAUAACACCAACAUGUAUCCAAGUCAGUGUGAUUUUCUGGAUUGUUCGCUCUCGCGCCAGUCACCAGUAAUGGUUUUCUCAUGGCGGUGCAACAACGAAAGGGUGUUGCGGUGGUUGUUCACAGCGGUGGAGAAACGACGUUUGAGCCGCUGCCUGGUGGCACAAAGUGGUUUGUCACGGCGCUGGUCUCUCCGUCAUGGUGGCACGCAGCGAUCUGCAUUGGUCACUUCGUCGAGACGUGCGUUGUCUUCUCUUGGAGGCACGUCUGGUUCUCAUAGUGGUGGGCUGUUUGUUCAUGGUGGAUCUGUGUUUUGUGCCACUGAUUAA
Molecule: messenger RNA, 372 nt
Organism: Sphenostylis stenocarpa
Lineage: Eukaryota; Viridiplantae; Streptophyta; Magnoliopsida; Fabales; Fabaceae
Source: the annotation of a GenBank genome assembly